Messenger RNA from Rasamsonia emersonii CBS 393.64, 1149 nucleotides. Its product is annotated as Short-chain dehydrogenase/reductase family protein. Gene Ontology annotation, molecular function: oxidoreductase activity, acting on the CH-OH group of donors, NAD or NADP as acceptor. Bases 1 to 1149 code for a protein of 382 amino acids. Lineage: Eukaryota; Fungi; Ascomycota; Eurotiomycetes; Eurotiales; Trichocomaceae. The transcript has 2 exons. The record is from RefSeq and is a predicted model, not a curated record.
AUGGAAAAGAUAACUUCACAACCAGUGGGCUUGACCCCUCGACCUGAAAAGAAAUGGUACCAGCACCUCACACUCGACCUGUUCAUCAAAGUCCUCAAUCAGACCUUUCUCCAUCCUUUCAUAGCCUGGAUCGUGGUUCUCUGUCUCCGUGCGCAGGCCACCCCAACGGAUCACCCGUCCUUCAUCAUCGCAGUCGGUUACGCCACCCUCUUGACGCUUUUUACAGCGGCAAGGGUGCUCAAUCACCGCCUUGCAUACGGCACCCCGCGCGAGGUCGAUCUAAGCAAUGAGGUGAUUGUGGUGACCGGAGGUGGCAGUGGACUGGGCCAGCUUAUCGCCCAGAUCUACGGGAUGCGAGGGGCCAGCGUUGCAGUGUUAGAUAUCAAGGAAGUUGGGGAGGUGGAGGGCUGGGAUGAGCUGUCAGGGGUGGAAUAUUAUCAAUGUGAUGUUUCAGAUAGGAGGGCUCUCGAACUGACGGCUAGAAGGAUCGAGGACGAUCUUGGAAAACCAACAGUGCUUAUCAACUGCCUGGCAGCCGGGAUCAACGGACAGACCAUUCUAUCCCUCUCCCCAGAUGCGAUGAAGAAGACAAUCCGAACCAAUCUGCUCGCACCCUUUCACACUUUCCAAGUUUUCUUGCCCGGCAUGAUCACGGCAGAAAACGGCGGCGCUAUCGUCACUGUGAGUUCUGUCCUUGGCCAGCUCACUGCUGCUGGUCUGGCAGACUAUUCUGCCAGCAAGGCGGGCCUCAGUGCUUUGCAUAGGACGCUGGAAGCCGAACUCAGAGCGUCGGGCCUUGACGAGAAGAUCAAAUUGCUGUUAGUGGAAACGGGCCAGAUGUGCACUCCGCUGUUUGAUGGAGUCGAGACACCAAACGGGUUCUUCGCACCCGUCCUGGAACCAAUCCAAGUCGCCUAUGAAAUCGUCUCUGCAGUCGACAAAGGAACAAGUGGGGUGAUUAGAUUACCCGCCUUUGCUGCACUGGUGAACUGGUACGCGGUGUUGCCUGCCUCGAUCCAGCGGCUUGCCCGCUAUUUAAGCGGGAUUGAUGGUGCAAUAGCAAAGGCAUUCGCGGGAAAGACCCCUCGAACCCAAUCUGAAUCUUCGAGCAGAUCAGAAAGUGACGUGGAGGUCAUCGACGCGGAAUGA